Molecule: messenger RNA, 393 nt
Organism: Phytophthora sojae
Lineage: Eukaryota; Oomycota; Peronosporomycetes; Peronosporales; Peronosporaceae
Exons: 1
Source: RefSeq, a predicted model, not a curated record
CUCACCGCGGUGGACGUCGUGCUGCGCCACCAGUCAGCUGUUGCAGGUGUGCAGGAACUCCAGCCCAUGAUCACGAGCUUCCUGGGGCCGCCACCGAGUUUGUCGCUUCGGGAGUCGGCCAAAUACUCGAGCGUGAGACUCUGCGACUGGAUCUGGGAGUCGAGCUGCACUUCAGCCGCCGAGCGGACGUCAAGCUGGAGUCUCACCAACUAUCUGCGGUCCGACGUUCACUACUACGAGUGGCAGUUCGAGCGGGUAUUGGAAAAUGCGGUUGCUAACGGGGACACGCCUCUUGUCGAGUGGCUGCUGACCCAUUUUUCGGGUUGCAUGGUACCGGAAGAGGCAGUCAUCAACGCAGCCAUUCACGGGAACGUGAGGAUAUUGCAGAUGAUG